This is a messenger RNA of Symbiodinium necroappetens, 1524 nucleotides long. The record is from the annotation of a GenBank genome assembly. NCBI's taxonomy places the organism in Eukaryota, Dinophyceae, Suessiales, Symbiodiniaceae.
AUGCCUUCUUCUGGGCUGAAUUCCGAGCCUCUCUUCUUCUGGUACGACUAUUUCUCUUGCCCGCAGCUGGAAAAGAGCGAAAGCUUCCACAAGGCUGUCGACUCCAUCCCCGCAUACGUUGCCAGGUGUGCUUUUUUCUUUGUCCUUGCUCCGGUGAUUGAAAACACAGACCUGGGUGCAGUCUUUACAGAAGUAUCUUGGGCUCAGAGAGGAUGGUGUCUCGUGGAGAGACUUUGCCGGGAGCUUUCGGAAGAGGCGCCCCUCAUCGUGAUCAAAAGCCAGACGCAAAUAACCGUCGUUUCUUCUGUCAUGCACUACGGCUCCAUGGCCCGAAGCCCGGGUGAAUGCGAUUUCACCCUGGAGUCUGACAAAAUCAAGUUGGGCCCAGUUCUCCAGAAGGCAUUGCACGGAAAGUUGCUGAUGCUGCUGCGGGCACGUGAUCUAGGUGGUUACCGAGUGUUGUUGAACCUUCAACCGGUUCUGCUCAGAGGAUUCAAGGUACUGCCCAAGUACUGCCUGUUUCAAGACGAAGGGGCUGAACCCAGCAGCCUGGACCCGGCAUCCCAUGCGGUCGCCGAGUUUUUGUUUCAGAAUGGCUUCGAGACCAUCUCCGACAUCGACGGUAGUGGAUGGUCGCCUCUGCACUAUGCGGCCCUUCGCGGCGAGCCGCUCUUGAUCCAAGGCCUCCUCGAGCAGCGAGCUGAUCCGAGUUGCAAGACCAGAAAGGCCAACCCCAACCACGGAACCACGGUGGCAGGAGUUGAAGCUCUGGAUCUUUGCCUUGCGCAUCGUAACAACGAGGCAGGCUAUCUCAUUCUCGGCUUUUUCUUCCAAGUCCUUACCAUGGUUGCUUUGCGCUUUGCGCGGCGAAGAGGCUUGCGAAAGGCAGAGAUGGUUCUCUAUCUGAAUGGAAUUCUCUUCAAGGAGGAGCGCGCAGCUUGCUCCGUGAUCUGCGCUUGGGCGGUGAACUUCUCGUGGUGGAGUCCGCCACAGGAGACACGGAUCCUUCUGGCCCGACCGUGUGUUUGCAUCCUGCUCCUUUUGUUCUGCAAUGCUCUCAAGAAGAUCUUAGAGUUCUCCUUCCUGCGCAGCAAGUUGGCCUUAAACUUCGAGUCAGACGUCCUUGUUAAUGCCUUCGAGCUCGCUGCCCUGGAGCGCGUUGCAGACUUUGCUUGCCUCGAGGAGCAGCCCAAGGAGCUGACCCAGACGCUGCAGCAGACGCCUGUGCUGCCACUGCUCCAGGACCCUCACGCCUUUGAGAAGCUGACGGCGGAACACCUUCGGAAAGCCUAUGGCAAAGGGCAGAAGGUGACCGUCUCGCGGCUUCAGUCAACGUCCAACGUCCUGCGCACCCAAGCGCCUGCAGCCUGGUUGGUGAAAGUCAGCCGUGCGCCGGAGCUUUUCCGAGCGCUGCAGAACUCCUCUACGACAAUGUUCUUUAUGCGGAUGGAGGGCAAGUUCGCGGACAUUGAAGAGUCAGCCCGCCGGGUCUUCGCCAAGCUCGCCCUGGCCUCUGCUCAUUGA